GUCUACACUUUUUUUUUUUUCCAUCUCCCUUUUUCUCCUACGGUUGGGUUAGUAUCUCGAUUAUGUGAUUGUUAUUGCUGUGUUUCGACAAUUCUAGAAACCCAACGGUUCAUGCCCUUUGCAAUCUCCUCUAUCGAUUGAUUUGAUGAGAUCGCCAAAAUUGGUUUCUUUCGGAUUUUGUUUUUCGGGUUUCGUCAUUGGGUGGCCCUAUCGAACGUCAUCCUCCUACAUAGUCGAACGCCACACCCGCGACGCCUCCUGGGCUUGCCUGGUAUCCACUCUUCCGAAUCCCCCAAAUCUCCAAUUGCAACACGAUUUCUGCACUCCAAUUUCUCCAACCAUGGAGUCCCCGAUACCCCGUGUGGAAAAGUUAGGACGCUCUCAAUUACUUCCUGUGGAUAAUCAAUCAAGUUACUGACUUGACUUGGACACGUCAACAGAAGGGACUUGACUACUUCCCACUACCCAGACGUUGAGAUAAUGUCACCGAGAAAAGGACCGUCCAAAUCUCCAAAUCUCCAUAUCUCCAUCUACUCAGGCAUUGUGGGUAUCAACCCGAUUUUAAACCCAAACACACGGCAAUUGAUUGGGGUUUCCAUUCACAUAAAUGGAUCUUUCAGGGGAUUCUCCUUAUGGAAUGGCACCGCUUCAGUGGUAAAUAUCUGGGUCGUUCUUGAAAAAAGGGUCAAACCGUUACCAACGACGUCAUUUCUUGGCCAUUUCUCCAUCCAACUAAGAGUUUAAAAAUCAACCAGAAAAUUUUCGAAUAAUGGACCACAUUCUAUGGAUCCUUGGGGACUCCAGAAACUCCAUAUGGAGGCUAGUUUGAAAACCACUCCAACUAUUGCCCUUUGCCUUCCCCUGUCGUGAAUUCCUUGUGACCUUUUGGUCCUGGGAUUACCACAAAAUGGCAGUGAGCUUUCGCUGUCGGAAUGAAAGAGUCAGGAAGAUUCGGCCUACCCCAGUCUCAAAACUUAAUUUUUUCACUUCAAGUCUAGCAUCAUGAUCUGACACGAGAAAUAACAAGGCCGAGCAGCGAGCAGAUGCCCAUUCGGUUCUAGUCUCAUGGUUAGACUAGACGUCACAUUAAGAUAUAUUUACAGCCUCCCUUCCUCUUCAUCCGAUUUCGUUUCAUCCGUUUUACCUUCAUCAGUUGUCUUUCUUAUUCUACAUACAUUUUACUUUGGAAUACACUUUAAUUUCUAGCAAAGUCGAUCUCACAUUGUGUUCGUCAACCACCAGUGAUCAUGGCUCGCUUUGGUCGCAAUGGCAAUGGCGGUGUCGAUAAUAGCCAUCCAUCAACUGUUGUCAACUCAGGGAAUAACUCGAUGGAAGCUACAACUGGAGCAAGGGCUUUCAAUGCCAAUUCAGAAAAGGGUGUUCACCAAUACGAAAAUCUUCAUGUUCCUUCCGUUACUCUGCGCACUAUAUUCAUGACCAUCUUGGUUGCAAUGGGUGGAUUUAUCUUUGGUUAUGAUACUGGACAAAUUUCUGGUUUCUUGGAGAUGGAAGUUUUCCUUCAGAGAUUUGGUCAACGAACUACGAACUUAGUAAAAUAUCCUACUGGGUACUAUUUUACAAAUGUGCGAUCUGGAUUAAUUGUUGGCUUGUUAUCCAUCGGUACCUUGAUCGGAUGUUUGAUUGCUGGACCUCUUGCCAAUAGAUUUGGACGCAGAACGUGUAUUCCACCUUGGUGUAUGGUGUUUUGUGUCGGUGUUGUUGCACAAAUGGCGGUUGGCACUGGUGAUUGGGUAGGAAUUGCAAUGGGAAGAUGGUGUGCUGGUUUGGGAGUUGGUGGAUUAUCGGUCCUUGUACCAAUGUACAUGGCUGAGACUUCCCCUGUCCCUGUAAGAGGAGCCGUCAUUUCAUGUUACCAACUCUUCAUUACUAUCGGAAUCUUCACCGCAGACUGUAUCAACUAUGGAACCGAAGGAUUUAGCAGCACGGCAUCUUACAGAAUUCCCAUGGGCGUUGGAUUUAUCUGGGCAAUUAUCCUUGGCGUUGGAAUCCUCUUCCUUCCGGAGACUCCCAGAUACGAUUUCAAUCAUAACAAUGGCACAAAGGCUCGAACCACCAUGGCUGGCUUCUAUGGCGUCGACGAAAGUCACCCAAUGAUUGAGACCGAGGUAGCCGAAAUCGAGAAAGUUCGCAUAGCAUCCAGCGGUAAUCACCCAUGGUAUGAAGCCAUCACCGGCCCAAGAAUGCUCUACAGAGUUUCUCUUGCAAUGGCAUUACAAAUGUUGCAACAACUCACCGGUGCCAAUUACUUUUUCUAUUAUGGUACUACUAUCUUCGCUGGCGUCGGUAUCAAAAACUCCUACGUUACUGCUAUGAUUCUUGGUGGUGUAAAUGUUGGAGCUACUUUCUUUGGUGUCUAUAUGGCUCGUCAUUUCCGUCGUCGCGAAUCCUUAUAUAUCGCUGCUCUAUGGCAAACCAUGUGUUUCCUCAUCUUUGCAUCUGUUGGACAAUUCCUGUUCAAGGAUGCUGCAGAAGGAAGUGCCACAGCUAAAACUGCUGGAAGUGUCAUGAUUGUCUUUGCUUGCCUCUUCAUCGUUGGUUUUGCCAGUACAUGGGGACCCCUUGUCUGGGCAUGUAUCGGUGAAAUGUUUCCAUACCGAUACAGAGCUGUCGCAAUGGCUUUCGCUACUUCGGCAAAUUGGUUCUGGAACUUUAUGCUUGCAUUCUUCACCCCAUUUAUCACAAACGAUAUUCAAUAUGCAUAUGGAUACGUCUUCGCUGGAUGUAAUCUUGCAGCUUUCUUCGUCGUUUUCUUCUUCCUGGUCGAAUCUAGUGGAAGAACUCUAGAAGAAGUCGAUGCCAUGUAUUUAUUGGAAGUCAAGCCUAUUGGAAGUCAUGCAUACGUCUUUGACGCUGCCACAAUGGCAACUUUGGGUACGGAUAUUAAUACCGACGCUAUGAAUCUGGAGACAAGAAAUGGUAAGCUUCAAAAAGUCAAUGAAGCUGGCCAAGGUGGAGUUUUGCAUGAUGAGGGAAUUCCAGCUGGAAAUCAGUCUCCCAAAUAUUAAGCCCAGGUGAUGGAGGGGCACCUCGAAAAUAUGAGCAUUCUACUGCGGUGCAAUGUUCGGAUGAGUAUGAUGAGAUGACAUUCUUCUUAUUUUGUAUAUAAUCACCUUUAUAUGGGUUGAUGGUUAAUCUUUUUUGCGAUGCAUAGCGUGGGUCGGACUGGGUAGAGUUUUUACAUUUGUAUAUAUGCCAUCAUGUCGUUAAUUGAUUAAUGAAUAAAGACAUCUUAUGUUCA
Botrytis cinerea B05.10 is the source of this 3259-nucleotide messenger RNA. It is a transcript of the gene Bchex1, whose product is annotated as Bchex1. Gene Ontology annotation, biological process: carbohydrate transport; transmembrane transport. The transcript has 3 exons. Gene Ontology annotation, molecular function: carbohydrate:proton symporter activity. Gene Ontology annotation, cellular component: plasma membrane. The coding region runs from base 1248 to 3026 and encodes 592 amino acids. The record is from RefSeq and is a predicted model, not a curated record. NCBI's taxonomy places the organism in Eukaryota, Fungi, Ascomycota, Leotiomycetes, Helotiales, Sclerotiniaceae.